AUGGAUUCUCAAUCCCGCUCCUCCUCCGUCAUCAUCGUCGGUGCCGGUGUCUCCGGUAUCUCUGCGGCGAAGGUGCUAGUGGAGAACGGCAUAGAGGACCUCGUGAUCCUCGAGGCUUCAGACCGAAUCGGCGGCAGGAUCCGAAAGGAAAACUUCGGCGGCGUGUCCGUCGAGCUCGGAGCCGGUUGGAUCGCCGGAGUCGGCGGCAAAGUGUCCAAUCCUGUUUGGGAACUCGCCGCCGAAUCCGGCCUCCGAACCUGCUUCUCCGACUAUAGCAAUGCGCGAUACAACAUCUACGAUCGCAGUGGGAAGAUAUUUCCGAGUGGAAUCGCUGCCGACUCGUACAAAAAAGCCGUGGACUCGGCGAUUCAAAAUUUGAAGAACCAGGAAGGCAAUAACUCUAAAAUAACCGAACCACCUUCGACGCCAAUAGAGCUGGCCAUUGAUUUCAUCCUCCAUGAUUUUGAAAUGGCAGAGGUGGAGCCAAUAUCUACUUAUACAGACUUUGGCGAGAGGGAGUUUAUGGUUGCGGAUGAAAGAGGGUAUGAUUAUUUGCUAUACAAAAUGGCUGAAGAUUUUCUCUUUACAUCAGAGGGUAAAAUCUUGGAGAGUCGUCUCAAACUUAACCAGGUCGUCCGGGAAUUACAGCAUUCGAGAAGUGGUGUUAAGGUGAUAACAGAGGAUGGUUGCGUUUACGAAGCUAAUUUCGUAAUUCUGUCCGUUAGCAUUGGCGUUCUCCAAAGCGACCUCGUUGCCUUCAAUCCUCCCUUGCCCAGAUGGAAAUUGGAAGCCAUAGCGAAAUGUGAUGUAAUGGUGUACACCAAAAUCUUUCUGAAGUUUCCAUAUUACUUCUGGCCAAGUGGACCCGAAAAGGAAUUUUUUAUAUAUGCUCACGAUCGGAGAGGCUACUACACGUUUUGGCAGCAUAUGGAGAACGCAUACCCUGGCUCCAAUAUCUUGGUCGUGACAUUGACAAAUGAGGAAUCAAAACGUGUGGAAGCUCAAUCUGAUGAAGAAACCUUGAGAGAAGCUAUGGGAGUGCUCAGGGAUAUGUUUGGACCCAACAUACCUGAUGCCAUUGAUAUACUCGUUCCCCGAUGGUGGAAUAACAGAUUCCAACGUGGCAGUUACAGCAACUAUCCUAUUAUCUCCAAUCCCCAAGUAGUUCACGAUAUUAAGGCUCCAGUUGGUCGCAUUUUCUUUACUGGGGAGCACACGAGUGAAAGAUUUAAUGGGUACGUACAUGGUGGAUACCUCGCAGGUAUUGACUCCAGCAAAGCGUUACUAGAAGAAAUGAGAAAGGAGAACGAAAGAAAAAGCGAGAACCAAACUCUAUUGUUACCCUUGCUAGCUUUGACAGGGUCGUUAACAAUGUCACAGUCAGACACGGUCUCGAACCUCCACAAAUGCGAUAUUCCUACAAAAUUAUAUCUCAGUGGCAAGCUUGAGAUGGCAGAGGCCAUAUUAUGA
This is a messenger RNA of Gastrolobium bilobum, 1470 nucleotides long. RefSeq names its product polyamine oxidase 1-like. Gene Ontology annotation, molecular function: polyamine oxidase activity. The coding region runs from base 1 to 1470 and encodes 489 amino acids. The transcript has 10 exons. NCBI's taxonomy places the organism in Eukaryota, Viridiplantae, Streptophyta, Magnoliopsida, Fabales, Fabaceae. The record is from RefSeq and is a predicted model, not a curated record. Gene Ontology annotation, biological process: polyamine catabolic process.